AUUUAUUUAUCAAAACCCCGUUCUUUUAUUUCUCCAAGGGACUGAAUCCUAGAAGGCAAAAACCAUGUCAGGACUGUACAAUUCCAACUUCUCCCCUGCAGUAGCUGCUUCUCCUCAAAUUAGAAGCACUCCAGAGGUUGAGAGUCAAUACUUGUCAGAGCUGUUGGCAGAGCAUCAAAAGCUUGGACCUUUUUUGCAAGUUCUUCCGAUAUGUAGCCGACUGCUAAAUCAAGAGAUAUUUCGGGUCUCAGGAAUGAUGUCCAACCAAGGAUUUGGCGACUUUGACCAGAUGCGGCAUAGAAGCCCCAGUCCCAUGGCUUCUUCAAAUCUUAUGUCAAAUGCUUAUGGGACAGGAUUAAGCAGAUGGAAUAGCCUUCCUCAAGAGAGACUAAGUGGACCUCCUAGAGUGUCAAUGGACUGGCAAGGUGCUCCAGCAAGCCCUAGUUCGUACACAGUGAAGAGGAUUUUGCGUCUUGAAAUUCCUAUUGAUACAUAUCCAACGUUCAAUUUUGUUGGUAGACUUCUUGGCCCCAGAGGCAAUUCAUUAAAGCGGGUAGAAGCUACUACCGGCUGCCGUGUAUACAUUAGAGGCAAAGGAUCAAUAAAGGAUCCAGACAAGGAAGAGAAACUGAGAGGCAGACCUGGGUACGAGCACUUGAACGAUCCACUCCACAUCUUGAUUGAAGCUGAUUUACCUGCUAACGUUGUUGAUAUAAGGCUUAGACAAGCGCAAGAGAUCAUAGAGGGGUUACUCAAACCUGUGGAUGAGUCGCAAGAUUUUAUCAAGAGGCAGCAAUUACGUGAACUGGCAAUGCUAAAUUCGAAUUUCAGAGAGGAGAGUCCUGGUCCAAGCGGCAGUGUUUCUCCAUUUAGUUCCAGUGGGAUGAAGCGCCCCAAAACAGGAUACUGAGAGUUUAACCAGAAAUCAUCUACGCUGCUCCAGGAUUUCAUAGCCAAGUAUACCUUCUGCAUUCUCUGAUACAUAUCAAUUCAGCACAGCUUGAAGAUAUUAGGUUAACAGUUUCUGGUGGUGAUCUUUGCAUUAUUGAAUUGUUUUAUGUUGUUGGCUCAAGUAUAGGUUUGGUAAGGUCAGUUUUCCUGUAAACUCGAUACGUUCAUUGGAUUUAUUCUUGUGUUAGCAGAGCUUUGAGGAGUGUGGAAUAUAUGUUGCAAGUAUUAUAGGCCGGGUGAGGUUGUAGGUGUGUCGUGUUCGUUCCAUUGCUGGUCUCCUUUGCUUUGAAGUGUAGUUUAUAUGGAGAAGCAUAGCAAUGUAAGUUGGGUGUACAAGGAAUGUACUCUCUUUUGGUUUGAUCAUCCCAAGCAUAUGGAUGUUCAUCUUCACCA
This is a messenger RNA of Hibiscus syriacus, 1344 nucleotides long. RefSeq names its product KH domain-containing protein At2g38610-like. Gene Ontology annotation, molecular function: mRNA binding. The transcript is spliced from 7 exons. The record is from RefSeq and is a predicted model, not a curated record. Gene Ontology annotation, cellular component: nucleus. Gene Ontology annotation, biological process: regulation of mRNA splicing, via spliceosome. Bases 65 to 910 code for a protein of 281 amino acids. Lineage: Eukaryota; Viridiplantae; Streptophyta; Magnoliopsida; Malvales; Malvaceae.